Messenger RNA from Bactrocera dorsalis (oriental fruit fly), 1874 nucleotides. RefSeq lists its product as uncharacterized. The coding region runs from base 89 to 1111 and encodes 340 amino acids. The transcript is spliced from 2 exons. NCBI's taxonomy places the organism in Eukaryota, Metazoa, Arthropoda, Insecta, Diptera, Tephritidae. The record is from RefSeq and is a predicted model, not a curated record.
UGCUCAAGGCACAGUAACCCGCCCCAUCACAAAAAUUGUGAUAUUAAAUACAGAAUAACAUACAAGUUUUCUCUUCUUUUUUAGUGAAAUGGCCCCAACAAUCACCAACUCACCCAAACCUCGUUCUAUGAGCCCAACAAUCACCAACUCACCCAAACCUCGUCGCAUGAGCUCAGCAAUUAGCAUCCGGUCCCGUAGCGCAACCCGCAGCAUUACACCGAUUUCGGAAGACGAAACGAUGUCCCGACGCAUUCAACGUUUCAAGUCGACCCUUCCCACUAUUCGUGAAGAAAAGGAAUGUGAUGAUCGCACAACACGGAAAACGAUCUCACAUCGAAGAAAACACACAUCAUCCCGUCAUGUCGCUUGCGGAAUAUGCAAGAAAGACCACCGUCUAGUGACUUGCGCUACGUACUCGGCAUAUAACAUAAACAAAAAAUACGAAGCAGUAAUCAAAUACAACUACUGCGUUAAUUGCUUAGCCAGGUCGCACAAGACAGGAGGAUGCACCAGCAAAAAUAGAUGUUCCGUUUGUCAUGGGAAACAUCAUUCAUCCCUACACGGACAUCCGAGGCUAUACCCGACCAACGAUGCCAAUGUUGUGGAGAAACAUCCACUUGCAAUAGAGACCCGACUACCAUCCUUACUGGCUAAGCAGACCCUAGUACCCACGUUGAAGAUACGAUUAAGAUGCGAUGGUGAAUGGCAUAAAGUUCGAGCCAUUUUAAACCCUACCCUCAAAAUCACGAAUAUAGCAGCUGAACUCGUCAAACACUUAAAACUGCCAAUUACAUACCUCAACACGUAUCGUAUUUGUAGCAUACAAAUCAGCUCAAAUAAUGACACAAAGUUUUCUCUGGAAUGUAACGCAGUCAUCACCCACAAGCUACCCAAAAAACCCUAUGAGCGAGAUCUAAGCGACGAUGUGCAAAUGCGCUUUGAACACUUAGUUCUCGCUGACCCUCAAUUCCACAGCAACAGGGAGAUAACGUUGGAGAUUGGAGCAGAUGUGUACCCUCAAAUCAUCAGAAAUGGACUAUUCAAACCCGAUAAUGGUACGGUGGUAGCGCAGAAUACAGCAUUUGGCUGGACCCUUACUGGCACCAUCUAACCAUAAAUUCUGCAAGGUGGCCGGGAUGUUUAAUCCAAACAAAUACUCCUCUGCAUUACUCCCACAAAUUACAAAAAGUAAUAGAGGCGUAAUGUAGAGGAGUAUAAACCGCCCCAACUUCACGCAACAGGCGAAAAAGGAGGAAUGAAGGAGACGAUUUUCCCGCGCUUUCACCACAAAGGUAAUAUUAUCCCGCCAACAUACAGAAGCGAACACAAAUGAAAUUAAGCGAAUCACAAGUGAAACGAUAUACAAGUGAAGUACACAGUGAAUACAGAAAAACACAAGUGAACACUAAGAAAAACAAAAUUCACAGAAAUUAAGCAAGUGGACAAUUAUUACAUCAAUUUAAUAUUACAAACCCAAGCAGAUACAGCGGUGACAAUCCCUAUUCAAGUGGACAAACACUGGAGAAACCACCAAAUCGGCACAUUCGAUAAACAACAACAACUCAGGAUUUAAAGCAGCAGCAGGUUACAAUCAUUUAAUAAAUUAACAUAGAUUUACAUAUUUAUAUCUACUAAUAACACAUUUAACCAUCAUUGGUUGCACACAUUCACACACCCAUAUAUUUAUAAUUAUAUUAAACUCAAUUAAACUCGAACAUUUAUAACGUUAAAACUAAAACGAAAUAUCUUUUAAUAAAACGCAAUCGGCCCCAUACGUCGACAUACCCCGACAAUGAGAAAGGUGAUGCUAAUUUCAAUGUUUACAAAUGUACGCUUACAGAUUCGCGUAUUUACAAAGCGCAAAGGACUAUGGA